This is a messenger RNA of Ostrea edulis (European flat oyster), 1907 nucleotides long. Its product is annotated as prolyl 3-hydroxylase OGFOD1-like. Gene Ontology annotation, cellular component: cytoplasm. The record is from RefSeq and is a predicted model, not a curated record. Gene Ontology annotation, biological process: peptidyl-proline hydroxylation; regulation of translational termination. Bases 499 to 1893 code for a protein of 464 amino acids. Lineage: Eukaryota; Metazoa; Mollusca; Bivalvia; Ostreida; Ostreidae. Gene Ontology annotation, molecular function: peptidyl-proline dioxygenase activity; iron ion binding; L-ascorbic acid binding. The transcript is spliced from 13 exons.
CUUCCACCGGUAUAAUAAAAUACACAAGGUAAGAAACAAAAAUUUGUAAACAAACAGGGGGUCCCCGUUUCCGGGCACAUUUUCCAAGUAAUUACUGCGUUACCUAAGGAAUUUUGACGAGCGGCAGGUCGGGGAGAUGUCAUACUACAAGUCUCUUCAACUCAAAACCCAUCUCAUCUCUUUUAUUUGACACAAUCUUGCGUGCAUUGAUCGGACAGGGCUUCAUCUCUUCCACUGGCAGCCAAAAAGGAGGUCACAGAGUACGAAUUUAUAACGUGUCGUGUGAUUGGUCCGCGAAUAAUCCCGAGACCCUUCGGAUGAUCCCGAGACUAAGCAAUGUCUUUGCGAACCAAUCACACGGCGCGUACAACAAAUUCGUACUCUGUGACCUCCUUUUUGGCUGCCAGUGGAAGAGAUGAAGCCCUGUCCGAUCAAUGCACGCAAGAUUGUGUCAAAUAAAAGAGAUGAGAUGGGUUUUGAGUUGAAGAGACUUGUAGUAUGACAUCUCCCCGACCUGCCGCUCGUCAAAAUUCCUUAGGUGAUGUUGGCGAUAUUCAGGCCUAUAAGAAGCCAUUUUUCCAUUGUGUAAUGUCAAACCUGGUACAGAGUAAAGAAUUUAUAGAGAAUUUGCAGGAUGAAAUCCUAGAUCUCAGUUUUGUGGAAAAGAACAAUGAUUUGUACAAAUUCCAUCAGAGCACAGAAGAUUUAAAGAUUACAAAGUUGCCAUAUCUAAGUGCAUUAAGGGAUGUGAUUUAUGACGACAUCCGAGGUCUGAUAAUGGAGGUGACUGCAGUGGACCUGACCACCCAGGUUGACAUGUCAUGUGCCAUUUAUAAGCACACAGAUGUGCUGUCCUGUCACGAUGAUGAGUUAGAUGACAGACGUGUCGCCUUUAUAUACUACCUAGUGCCACCAUCAUGGAGAGAGGAGGAUGGGGGCCGUCUCCAGAUGUUCUCCCUGCAUGAAAAUGGAGAGCCAAAUGAAAUUGUGAAAAGUAUAAUUCCUGUCCGGAACAGUUUUGUUUUCUUUGAAGUAACCCCUGCCUCAUUUCAUCAGGUGGAGGAGAUUUUGACAGAAGACAAGACCAGGCUGUCAAUCAGCGGAUGGUUCCAUGGUCCUAGGGUGGACAGACCUACACCACAUGUGGAGACCCUCCCUGCCCCGUGUCCACCAGUCUCCAUAGAGGAGGAGGAUUUCUAUUCCUGGAUAAAUCCGCAGUACCUGGAUACUGUCACCCAGGCCUCCAUCAAAGACACGUUUGUGGAGGAGUCCCAGAUAGAACUCAACAAUUUCUUACAGGAGAAUAUCCAUGAUGAGCUGGUCUCACUGCUCUCAAGCAUUGACAAAACUAAAUGGCGUAGCAAGGGACCUCCAAAUAAAAGGAAUUACAUGAGCCUUGACCUGAAGGAGUUACCGGACCAUGUCAUGAAGUGUUUGAAUUUCCUCCAAUCAGAUGCCAUGUUCUUAAUGUUGUCAUCACUGACUGGUUUAAAACUUCACGAUCUCGCAGAAGUUUCCGAUUCAGAGGGAGAGGAAGAAGAGGGGAAUAACACACUGAGGGGAGAUACUCCAGGCUGUCAUUGUGAAGUGAGGAAAUGGCAACACGGGUGCUACACUCUAGUUCAUGACACCGACACAGAGACUAAACUCUGUGCCCUGGACGCUGUGUUAUAUAUAGGCUGUGAAGGUUGGGACACGGAGUGUGGAGGUAUAACAUCAUACAUUGCCAAGGGAGAGGACGAAGAGUUGCUCUCAGUAUGUCCCAGUCCUAACAGUCUGGCUUUGGUCUACCGUGAUACAGAGACACUCAAGUUCGUGAAACACAUCAACUCCAGGGUCAAGGACACUCCAAAUCGAGGCUUCAUCGAUAUCGCAUGUGUAUAUUACGAAUAAAUAUUAUAACUUUA